AUGGCCGCGGAGAUGGCCUUCGCCGCGGGCGUCGCUCCGCAGGCGGCGGCGCCGGUGGCCGCGCCCCUGCUGCGCGGCGCAGAGCCAGGCGCCGCACGCCCGUCGGCGGCCGCCGCCGGGGCGCCCCUCGCGUGGGCGGCCGCCGCGGCCGCCGUGGGCGGCACCGCGGCCACGGCUGCCGGCCGCGGCCGCACCAGGCGCGCCAGGCGCACGGCGCGUGCCGCGGACUUCAUGAAGGUGGCCGCCCCCAAGCCGUCGCUCAACCCCGAUCAGUUCAGCGACGUGUGCGAGCAGACGGGCGUCACGCUGUCGCGGUACAUGAUCGAGCUGAGCAAGCGCGGCGUGGUGGACGCAGACCUCAAUUCCAUCAUGUCAUCGAUCUCCGAGGGCACCAAGGUCAUCGCCUCCCUGAUCGCGAAGGCGCCCCUGCGCCAGGCCGAUCUGCUCGGGCUCGAGGGAGAAGUGAACGUCCAGGGCGAGGACCAGAAGAAGCUCGACGUCAUCACGAAUGAGGUCCUGAAGAACGCCCUGAGGUACACGGGGAAGCUCGGCACUUUGGCCUCAGAGGAGGAGGACAAUCCUGUCGCGGUUGACGACGACUUGAACGAUGAGUUCAACACCAAGGUCGUCGGAGAGACCGGCUCGUAUGUGUGCGUCUUCGAUCCCCUGGACGGGAGCAGCAACGUGGACGCGGGCAUCCCCGUGGGCACGAUCUUCGGCAUCUUCAAGGAGCCGGAAGGCGGCGAGUGCGACCUCAAUCUCGACGGUGGCGAGGUAUCCGAGGCCGACCAGGCCUGCCUAGCGGCGACGCUGCAGCCCGGCAACAACCUCGUCGCUGCGGGGUACGUUUUCUAUUCUGCCUCCACGGAAUUCGUCGUGACGUUUGGCAACGGUGUCGUGGGCUUCACUCUGGACAGGGACAUUUGCGACUACAAGCUGACCCGCCCAGAGAUCAAGAUCCCGAAGCGUGGCAGCAUCUACUCUCUCAAUCUCGGCCAACGAGGCACAGUGGGAUGA
Molecule: messenger RNA, 1017 nt
Organism: Prorocentrum cordatum
Lineage: Eukaryota; Dinophyceae; Prorocentrales; Prorocentraceae
Source: the annotation of a GenBank genome assembly